Messenger RNA from Uloborus diversus, 2606 nucleotides. Its product is annotated as pyruvate carboxylase, mitochondrial-like. The record is from RefSeq and is a predicted model, not a curated record. Gene Ontology annotation, cellular component: cytoplasm. Gene Ontology annotation, molecular function: metal ion binding; pyruvate carboxylase activity; ATP binding. The transcript has 16 exons. Gene Ontology annotation, biological process: pyruvate metabolic process; gluconeogenesis. Bases 129 to 2606 code for a protein of 825 amino acids. NCBI's taxonomy places the organism in Eukaryota, Metazoa, Arthropoda, Arachnida, Araneae, Uloboridae.
AUACACACAAGCGUACAUACACGUGAAAUUUCGAAAAUUCUCUACUUCGCAUUCAAAUCUUCCGGCUUAUUUAUCUUUAGUCCUGUCUACAUGUUCUUCGUACUCUUCAGUGACUGAUAAUUGUAAAAAUGCAGCUGGUAUUUAUCAAGAAUUGCCUUAAGAAGUCCAUUGUGUUACGGCCAUCUGUGUUUUACCAAUUUCGACAGAAUCAUGGAGCUCCAGUACAUAAACCAAUCAAAAAGAUUCUUGUUGCCAACAGAGGUGAAAUUGCUAUUCGUGUUUUUCGAGCAUGCACUGAACUUGGGAUACGGUCAGUUGCAGUCUAUUCUGAGCAAGAUAAAAUGCAUAUGCAUCGCCAGAAAGCUGAUGAAUCAUAUUUGAUUGGAAAAGGGCUGCCUCCCGUUGAAGCUUAUCUUAAUAUUGCUGAAAUAAUAAAAAUAGCACAGGAGAAUGGUAUUGAUGCAAUACAUCCAGGAUAUGGUUUUCUUUCUGAAAGGGCUGAUUUUGCACAAGCCUGUAUUGCUGCUGGAAUUCGAUUUAUUGGACCGUCGCCAGUUGUUAUGGAAAAAAUGGGUGACAAAGUAUCUGCUCGAAAGUCAGCUAUUGCUGCUGAUGUUAAAGUAGUGCCUGGGACAGACAAGGCAAUUAUUGACAUAAAUGAGGCUGCUAAUUUUGUGAAAGAACAUGGUCUCCCGAUCAUUUUGAAAGCAGCAUAUGGUGGUGGAGGUCGUGGAAUGCGAGUUGUGAAAAAAAUGGAAGAAUUUGAAGAACUUUUUACAAGAGCUGUGUCUGAAGCUACAUCAGCAUUUGGCAAUGGUGCAGUUUUUAUUGAGAAAUUUAUUGAAAAACCUCGACAUGUAGAAGUUCAGAUACUUGGUGACAAUUAUGGUAACAUUAUUCACUUAUUUGAAAGAGAUUGCUCUGUUCAGAGACGGCAUCAAAAAGUUGUUGAAAUUGCACCCGCCCCAAACUUUAGCCCUGCUAUUCGUGCUAAAAUGACGGCAGAUGCUGUGAGAUUAGCGAAAUCUGUUAAUUAUCAAAAUGCUGGCACAGUUGAGUUCCUGGUUGAUGAGAAAGGAGAUUACUAUUUUAUUGAAGUAAAUGCUCGUCUGCAAGUAGAGCAUACAGUAACUGAAGAAAUAACUGGUAUUGAUUUGGUUCAAUCUCAGAUACGUUUAAGUGAAGGAUACAGUUUACCAGAGCUAAAAAUGAUUCAAGAUCAUAUUCAUAUGAAGGGCUGUGCACUACAAUGUCGUGUAACAACUGAAGAUCCUGCAAAAAAUUUUCAGCCUGACACUGGUCGCAUAGAGGUUUUCCGUAGUGGUGAAGGUUUUGGCAUUCGAUUAGAUGGAGCAUCUGCCUUUGCUGGUGCUGUUAUUUCACCUUAUUAUGAUUCUCUUUUGGUCAAAGUAAUAGCUCAUGCAUCUGAUCUCACAGCAACUGCAUCAAAAAUGAAUCGAGCUCUACGAGAAUUUAGAGUAAGAGGCGUAAAGACGAACAUUCCUUUUCUUCUCAAUGUGUUAGAAAAUCCAAAAUUUCUCGGUGGGACAAUUGAUACAAAUUUCAUUGAUGAAAAUCCUCUCCUUUUUCAUUUUGAAGCUACUCAAAAUAGAGCACAGAAACUUCUUCGUUACAUUGGGGAUGUGAUGGUAAAUGGACCUGCAACACCUUUAGCUACAAAAUUAAAACCUUCUGAUUUAGAGCCCAUUGUUCCAGAAGUGCCUUCAGGUUUCAAGCCAUCUAAAGGUUUCAGAGAUAUUCUACUAAGAGAAGGUCCUGAAGCAUUUAGUAAAGCAGUUAGAAAUCACAAAGGUUUACUUUUAAUGGAUACUACAUUCCGAGAUGCUCAUCAGUCUUUAUUAGCCACUCGUGUGAGAUCUUUCGACUUAUUGAAAAUCUCGCCUUAUGUUGCUCAUAAUUUUAAUAAUUUCUUCAGCAUAGAAAACUGGGGAGGUGCCACAUUUGAUGUUUCAAUGAGAUUUUUGCAUGAAUGUCCAUGGGAGAGAUUGCAAGCUAUGCGAAAUCUUAUUCCUAAUGUUCCAUUUCAAAUGUUGCUGCGAGGAGCUAAUGCUGUUGGUUAUACAUCAUAUCCUGAUAAUGUUGUUUUCAAAUUCUGUGAGAUGGCUAAAAAAUAUGGCAUGGAUAUAUUCAGAGUAUUUGAUUCUCUUAAUUAUUUACCAAAUUUACUAUUGGGAAUGGAAGCAGCUGGACAAGCAGGUGGUGUUGUAGAAGCAUCUAUUUCAUAUACUGGUGAUGUUUCAAACCCUAACCGCACUAAAUAUGAUCUUGAAUAUUAUGUGAAACUUGCUGAUGAACUCGUAAAAGCUGGAACUCACAUACUUGCCAUUAAAGAUAUGGCCGGCCUAUUGAAGCCUCGAGCUGCUAAACUUUUACUUACAGCACUUCGUGAUCGCCAUCCAGACAUACCUAUUCACAUUCAUACUCAUGAUACAGCUGGAGCUGGUGUUGCCUGUCUUUUAGCAUGUGCUGAAGCGUCGGCUGACAUUGUGGAUGUUGCGGUAGAUUCUAUGUCUGGCAUGACGUCUCAACCUAGUAUGGGAGCAGUUGUAGCAUGCCUUCAAGGCACUGAUUAUGAUACUGGUUAG